Molecule: messenger RNA, 1305 nt
Organism: Rotaria sordida
Lineage: Eukaryota; Metazoa; Rotifera; Eurotatoria; Philodinida; Philodinidae
Source: the annotation of a GenBank genome assembly
AUGCAACAUCAUGAAAAGCUGAAUAGUACAAAUAUAAUAACUUUAAAAAUGACACGUAAUACUCGUAAUAAUGUCGAACGAACUCCAUCACCAUCAACAAUUGCUAUUGAUGAUAAUGUGAUUAAUUUACCUGAUCUUUCAGUUUUUCGAGAUGAUGAAAAACAACAUAUUCUUGAUGUUUUAUUACGUGAUGAAAGUCUCCGUAAUAAACAUUUAUUACGCUUUACGCAUUUAAGAAAAGAAGUGGCGAAUCUUAAAGAACAUUCACAAUCAACAUCAAAUUCAAUAUGUGCUCGAUGUCAAACACCAUUUGGUUUUAUAUUUAAUACAGGUGAUACAUGUCCAAGAUGUUCAGCAAAAGUUUGUAAACAAUGUCGACUUAUCUAUAAUGUUAAUGACAAUAGCUGGCUAUGCCGGUUAUGUUGCAAACAAAUGCAAUUAAUGAGCUAUUCAGGUGAAUGGAUGUAUUCAAUUCGUAGUACUUUUCGAAAAGAUCUAAUGGAUCAAUCAGAAAUUUUACAUGAAUCAGUUCCACCUUUUGUUUCUGCACACAAUUUAAAUCCUAUAUCAAGUUCGGAUUCUGAUCCAGAAGAUAUUGUUCCAUUAAAUAAAAAAAGUCGAUUUCAUACUCAAUCGAUUAAAACAAAAGAAUCAAAGUCGAAUAAUAAAAUAACUAAGAUGAUAGUUCAAAAUCAUAAUGAUGAAGAAAAACUAAAUUAUGUUAAAAAAUGUAUGGAAAGACGUCCAUUGGAUAUAACAUUAACACAACCAUUACCAAGACGAAAUCGUCUACUUGCAUCAAAACAUAAUACAGUAAACAAUUCAUCAGAUGAAGUUAAUGCUUUCUUAAAUUUAUCAAAUAAGCGUCAAACUCCAAAAUUAAACAAACAAAAUGCAUCGCUAUCAAUAAAUACAGAAAUAUUAAAAACAAAUUCAAAUCAAAAUAUCAAUGUAAAUCAACAAGAAACUGAUAGCCAAUCUGUACGAUCAUCUGAAUUGAAAAAUAAGAAUAAAUCAAAAAUAGAUAAAUUAAAAAUUCCACGACGUCAUCAAUCCUUUAAUCGUGAUUCCAAACUAAGUUUAACAUGUCCAACACCUGAAAAACCAUCUACUAAAAAUCUUAGUAUUUCAAUGCAAAGUUUACGUCAUGUAGUUCAUCGUAUUUCACAUCCACAAUUAUCAUUAUCACGUGCUUCGAUACAUUCGGAAAAACAACUCAAUUCUAAAACGUCGACUAGUUUAACUAUGAAAGAAGAUACAAAAUCACUGAAAGUACCCAACAUACACAGUCAAUCAAUUUCAUAA